Drosophila subobscura is the source of this 1540-nucleotide messenger RNA. It is a transcript of the gene ICA69, whose product is annotated as islet cell autoantigen 1. Gene Ontology annotation, cellular component: Golgi apparatus. The transcript has 3 exons. Gene Ontology annotation, biological process: regulation of transport. Lineage: Eukaryota; Metazoa; Arthropoda; Insecta; Diptera; Drosophilidae. Bases 148 to 1392 code for a protein of 414 amino acids. The record is from RefSeq and is a predicted model, not a curated record. Gene Ontology annotation, molecular function: protein domain specific binding.
ACUAGCUAAUUAUUCUAAAGCGAAUAUCAAAGUCGGGAAAUAACAACGCUUCAGCGGCGACAGCGCUGCCGACGUCGCUGCCUCACUCGUUUUUUCCACUCACUUGUUCCAUUUUUUUUUAACGUACGCACCAGCAUCCCCGAAAAUAUGCUAAAAUCCGAGGUGCAACACCAAUUUUGGAUCACCAAGAAGGCGGUGCAGCGCAAGCUGGGCUCCAAGGAGGACAAGCACAUCAUUUCCUCGGACGCGGAGCUCGACGCCAAGAUAGAGGUUUUCAAAUCAAUAUCGGACACCAGCCUGGAGCUGUGCAAGAUAAUAGACCAGUACCAGGAGCGUCUGUGCAUUCUGUCGCAGGAGGAGUGUGUCUUUGGACGCUUCCUCAAAGAGGCGGGCAAGCGUAGCAAGACGACGGGCAACAGCAUCAACCACACGGCGAAGGCCAUGUCCUUUGCGGGGCAGCAGCGGAUGUGUGUGCGGGUGCCACUGCUGCGACUGCAGCACGAGGUGGAUGUGUUUCGCUGUCGCGCCGUCAAGGAUACGGAGGGCACGCUGCAGAACAUGGAGAAGGAGCGAACGGAGUACCGUGCGGCCCUCUGCUGGAUGAAGUCGGCCAGCCAGGAGCUGGACCCCGACACGGGCAAGGGCCUGGACAAGUUUCGCACUGCCCAGGCACAUGUGCGCGUGGCCAAGCACAAUUUCGAUGGCUACUCCUUGGACUCUAUCCAGAAGAUUGAUUUGCUGGCUGCUGCACGCUGCAACAUGUAUUCGCAUGCUUUGGUCGCCUACGUGGCAGAGCUGAAGAGCUUCGCGCAGAAGGCCGCCUCCACAUUCCAGACGAUAUCCAAUGCGCUGAUUGCCAAGCCCAAGUACGACUUUUGUGUGCUGAAGGAACUGUCCCAAAAUGAGGGCCCCAACGAGGAGGUGCCGCCCAUUGAGGCUGUCGAUAAGGAUCAGUCGCUGUUCUUUGCUAGUGAAUAUCAAGACAAGCCAGAGUCGAAGCAGCCGCCUGCCAGUGCGGAGAUACAGGCAGAGCCAGCCGCCGCACCCGUCUGCGGUGACAAUGAGUCGCUGCUCAUCGAACUCUCCAAGCAGCUGGAGGAGGAUAGUCCGCUGAUCGAUGCUGCUGUGGAGCAGGAUUCCCCACUGAUGGAUGCCAAUCACACGAGCAACAGCAACAGCAAGUUCUGGGCACGCAUGUUCAAUCAGCCACAGCAGCAGCCGCAGCAGAAGCCCAUGCCAACCACCACAGCCACGAAGACCGCCAGCGCCAGCAAGUCCCAGACGACCAACAAUCCCUGGCUGGAUCUAUUCGCUGAUUUGGAUCCCCUCGCCAAUCCGCAGGCGUUCGAUCUAAAACUGAGUGGAGGACGCAGCGUGGCGGAGCAGACAUAAGAUUGGCCCAUCCAAUCUGAAUCUUACAUCUACAUAAAUAUAUCUUUGCAUACCUGUGGAAAUUAGCUAGUCAAAACGGAAGGAGAAUCUUUGGAUGUAACUUUUCGCUAAACGUUCAAAAAACUUUUUAUGUUUUAUUUAAAUAAAA